Molecule: messenger RNA, 5361 nt
Organism: Microcebus murinus (gray mouse lemur)
Lineage: Eukaryota; Metazoa; Chordata; Mammalia; Primates; Cheirogaleidae
Source: RefSeq, a predicted model, not a curated record
AUGUUGUUCAGAGGAAGAACCUGGGUUUGGUUAUACAUCAGGACAAGUAUCAUUCUAGGAAGUGAACUAGGUAGUCCGGAGCUACCUGAGAGAAAGAAAAAUCUUUGUUAUCAGUUUAACAGAUUUAACUGCAGCUUUGAGGAAGCAGAAAAUUACUGUCGUGCCCACCAAGGACAACUUGCUCAUACUUGGAACAAGGGAGUUGAGGGUUUCCUCUCACACAUUUUGGACGAAGGAAAGAAGUGGUGGAUUAGGGAAAACUUUAAGGCAAGUAAGCAUCGUGGGGAAAACCACCCAGGUAAGGCUCUGGGUCAGUGUUUAGGAAGGAACCUCCCUCACAUUUUAUUUUGGAACAGGAGAAAGAAAACAAUUUUGAUCUUUCUGCCUUUGUAUGCAGAAAAAUCAAUCACUUUACUUCAUUACCAUCCUUCCAUUAAAUAUUUUUAUGUCGCAGGCCCAGCCCAUCCGCCAAAGCCCUCUGGCUGCACCUACCUGUCCGAAGACUUGAGAGGGAUCUCAUCUAAAAAGGACAAGUGCUCACGGAAAUAUUAUUUCAUUUGCCAGACUGAUUUCAUUCCCGAUCAAAAUGCCAGUCAUGAAAGAAAUGAAGGUAAUUUCCCUUUAUGCCAAAGACCCAAGAAGACAGAGGGAGAUGUUGCAAUACCAAGAAACGACAUGAACCCAGAAUUUCUUUGCUUCGUGUGUCACCAUUCUGAUCCUGCUGAACGUCCCCUAUGUUACUCCAUCAACCCCUUCCCUUUGAGGCAACCGAAUGUCACACCGGGGGGAUCAUCAGUUGGGUCUGUGACAACCAGCCAGCCUCUCCCUGUGACAACAGAGCUCACCAGGCCUGUCACACAUGCUGGAAAAGUUCUGGCAGAAAUGACUUCAAGCCCAAAGGAGGACUCACAGACGGAUGUCUUCACUUACAUACAAGCAUCGUUUCAGAAUGCAUCUGACCAGUUCAUAAAUGGCAUAGCCGAGAAAUUUAGCAGAGCGGUUCAUGGUUUGCAAGCACAUGACAAACUGCAGGAAGCUUGCAAGAUCCUCCGGACACUGACAGCCUUUGCCCCACAAUUGUCUAAGCCAGCUCAGGUCAGCGUCAUCAAUUCUCUUAUUUACCUGAGUGAGCAGCUGCUGAAGAUGCCAUUUCAGAACAGCAGCAGUCGGGGCUUCAAAAAUUCCGUGACCGUCAGUCUCUUCCACUCCGUCAACAACGUCAUGGAAGCUGGUGAGGAAGUUUGGCAGAACUCUGAGCAGGAGGCCGAGCAGGUAGAAGACAUGCUAGAAAUGUCCUUGGCGGCGCUUAGGAACAUCCAGGAAGCAUUUCUACAGCAGAACCAUUUUCUUGCAUCUCCACUGACCGUGACCUCUUCUGUUUCCACUCUGAUGCUGAGCAGCCAAAACAUAUCAACUUUGCCUCUGAGCUCUUACACCCUGGGUCACCCAGCACCUAUGAGGUUAUGCUUUCCGUCAGCUUGGGCUUUGGAGAAGCUCCUGAACAAAUGCCCAAGAGUUAAUGUCCAAGUGGCAGGACUAGCUUUAAAUCCCUUCAAGCAUUUUGGGGAUGGAAAUAUUGUUGGAAGCAUUGGAAGUGUGAAACUGAGCUACAAUAAUACACUGCUCCAAGUCCAGGAUUUAAUGGAAGACAUUGAGAUCAUUCUCUGGAGAAAUGUUAGCGUGGAAACCCAUCCCAUCAGCCUCAACACGAGCACAGACCGUUUUGCGAUCACAGUGAACGUGACUUCUUCGGAGAAAGCCCUGAUAGUGAGCAUAGAGCCUGAAAGUCCCCUUUUGAUGACACUGUACCUGGGCUACCAGUAUCAGCCUAACCACACGCACUUCCACCUGAACAUCACCCUUCCGAAGGACCAGGUGUGGCAGAAAGAUGAGGAGUACACAUGGGUGCUGACUCAGGAGAGCCUGCGGUACGGGCCUGGCACCUACUACAUAACAGCCACGUGGAACGGGAGCCAGGACGGCGCUCAGCUGACACCCCCCCUGGUCUCCGUCGUCACUGCCAGCACUCAGUGCUAUUUCUGGGACAGCCAGAACAGGACGUGGAGGAGCAACGGAUGCCAAGUUGGGCCGCGGAGCACCAUUUUGAGGACACAGUGUUUCUGUAACCACCUGACCUUCUUCAGCAGCGACUUCGUCGUCGUUCCCAGGACGGUGCACGUUGAAGACACGAUCAAACUGUUCCUUCGCGUGACCAGCAAUCCUGUUGGGGUGUCCUUGCUGGCCAGCCUCUUCGGGUUCUAUCUGAUCAUAGUCGUGUGGGCUUGGAGGAAAGAUCAAGCAGAUGUGCAGAAGGUGAAGGUCACUGUCCUGGCUGAUAAUGACCCCGACUGUCAGUUUCGCUACCUUGUUCAGGUCUACACAGGAUAUCGAAGAAGGGCCGCUACAACAGCUAAGGUUGUCAUCACGCUCUAUGGAUCAGAGGGACGGAGUGAGCCCCAUCACCUUUGGGACCCGCAGAAGAUGGUGUUUGAGCGGGGAGGCCUGGACGUCUUCCUUCUCACCACUCGGUCCUCGCUGGGGCAGCUGCACGGCCUCCGGCUCUGGCAUGACAAUUCUGGCGCCAGUCCUUCCUGGUAUGUAAGCCAGGUGAUUGUCAGUGACGUGGCAGUUAAGAGGAAAUGGCACUUCCUGUGCAACUGCUGGCUGGCCGUGGACAUAGGAGAUUGCGAGCAGGACCGGGUCUUCGUACCGGCCUCAGAGAGAGAGCUCCUUUCCUUUAGGUACGCUUGGGAAAUCACUGUUAGCAGUAGAUACAAUGCUUUUCUUUCAGUGAGUCCGUUUGCCCUGACCUGGUCCGAACUGCUUGUCAGCGUCCAAACGGCUGUCAUCCUUUUCCCAGUCAAUCUUGUCGUUGGGCAGCUCUUCCCGUUGAUCCAGCCUCGGGAAACGCUGCCGCCGCCCUUACCCUCCUCCCAGGCCUCCUGCCUCUCGGAUGCUUCUAUCCAGCCCCUCUCGCUCACAAAGGUGGUCGAGGAAUUAAAGGAAACUGUGGGAUUCUUGCUCAGGAGAAAUCCAUAUCUGCUUUCAGAGUGUGAUCAAUCUUCAUGGAGUUCUCAUGACAUUAACAAGCUGGCGACACUCUUAUCCAGCCUCAUUUAUUCUCACUUAGAGGGUCAAGGUUGUCAUCAGGCAGAACCCCCCUGGGCAAAUGGGAAAGUGGCUCCUGAAAACCACCGUCACUUCUGCUGUUACCUGCUCCGAGUUCUGCAGAGGCUGAAAUGUCACAUAGGCACACUGGGUCUCACUCAGGGUCACCAGCCCUGGGACUCCCUAGAUACAGCCAGCCAGCUUCAGAAACUCCAGGAACUCUUGAAAACACAUACUCUUCCCUCGGAGGAAGAGCCGUCCAGGGAGAUAACCAGUUUCCCCAUGCUGAGCUCAGGAGAAGGGAAGAAUCCCAUCUCUGGCAGCCUGCCCACAUGGUUGCCUUACAUCUGCUGGCUCCUCCUAGGGGUCACUAGCCUGGCUUCAGCCUUUUUUACAGCACUUUAUAGCUUGGAAUUGAACAGAGACCAAGCCACCAGCUGGGUGGUUUCGAUUAUUUUAUCAGUGCUUCAGAACAUCUUCCUCAGCCAGCCAGUAAAGGUGAUCGUCCUCACAUUCUUACUCUCACUGAUGACGAACAGGAUGCCGUGGCUUAACAAGGAGAAAGAACAACAAACGAGGAGGGUCUUGGCACUCUUGGCAAAAUGUUCUUCACCAUUACCUGGUUUGAGAGACAAGAACAACCCCAUCACAGUGGCCCCAGCUAUGAACAGUCCAACGAAGCACCCAGAAAGAACCUUGAAAGGGAAGAGGCUCUUCAGGCUGACUGGAGAUAUUUUGGUACAAAUCCUCUUCCUUAUCCUGUUGAUGACUACGGUCUACUCUGCAAGGAACUCCAAUAGAUUUUACCUCCGUCAAGCUAUCUGGAAGAGCUUUUCUCAACAUUUUUCAGAAAUCAAACUUCUUGAGGAUUUCUACCCCUGGGCCAAUCGCACCCUCCUUCCUAACCUGUACGGGGAUUACAGAGGAUUUAUUACUGAUGGGAACUCCUUUCUUUUGGGCAACGUUCUGCUUCGUCAGAUUCGUAUUCCCAAUGCUACACUCUCCCCAGCUACAGUGUCUCCCCAAGAACAAGCGAGGCCAUCUCACCAACACCAGGAGGAUACGGGGAACUAUGGGGUAAAUUGGGGACCCCCUGACACGAGCAUCACAGAAUCAGAUAGCAUUUGGCAUUACCAGAAGCAGGAGACACUGGGUGGUUAUCCUGUCCAAGGGGAGUUUGCCACUUACUCAGGAGGCGGAUAUGUUGUCAAACUUGGAAGAAACUCCAGUACUGCAACCAGAGUUCUACAGCAUCUUGAACAGAGUCACUGGCUAGACCAAUGCACAAAAUGCCUCUUCGUGGAAUUUGUGGUCUUCAAUGCUAAUGUGAACCUGUUCUGUGUUGUGACCCUGAUUUUGGAGUCCAGUGAUGUGGGUGCUUUCUUCACUUCUGUGAGACUGGACAGUUUACCUUCCCUGCAGACAUCAAAGAAGGGCUUUGCCUGGUCCGUCAUCGCACAAGUCGUCUAUUAUCUACUCGUCUGUUACUAUGCCUUCGUGCAGGGUCGCCGGCUGAAACGGCAAAGGUGGAAGUUCUUCUCUAGGAAGAGAAACAUUCUGGUCACUGGCAUAAUCCUCAUUAGCUUCACCAUCUUGGGGCUUGACGUGAAGAGCAUUUCUCUCCAUAAGAAAUACAUGGCACAGUACCGCCGCGACCGGGACAGGUUCGUCAGCUUCUAUGAGGCAGUGAAAGUGAACUCUGCUGCCAUUCACCUCGCAGGCUUCCUGGUUCUCCUGGCCACUGUUCAGUUGUGGAACCUGCUACAUCCUAACGCCAGGCUGCAGGUCAUUGGCAGGACACUGAGCAAAGCCUGGGGCGAGGUGGUGGGCUUCCUGCUGAUCAUCUUGAUCCUGCUCACGAGCUAUGCCAUUGCUUUUAACCUGCUGUUUGGAUGGAGCAUCUCUGACUACCAGACUUUUGUCAGCUCAGCAAUGACUGUCGUUGGUCUCCUGAUGGGUAUUUCUCACCACAAGGAGGUUAUUGCUUUAGACCCAGUCCUGGGCUCCUUUCUGAUCCUCACCAGUGUCAUCUUGAUAGUACUUGUGAUAAUUAACCUUUUUGUUUCUGCCAUUCUAAUGGCCUUUAGAAAAGAAAGAAAGUCCCCUAAGAAAGAAGCUACAGUGGUAGAUAUGCUGCUACAGAAGUUCUCAAGUUUGUUAGGAAUCCAACGAUACCAGAACCCCUCAUCUAAGCAAGAAGCCAUGACAGCAAUGGGGAAAGACAUUGAGGUUGUAGAAAAUGAACUACCUUAA